CAUUCGUUCAAGUAGGUUUGAAAACCAACAACGCAUCGAACAAACAAACUCGCCUUUGGUUUUUCGUUUUUCUUUCUGUGAGAAUAACAAUACUAACGCCGCUACCUCGUGUUUGUACAAAUUAAUAGCAAAAAAGACCCGCCGUUAGAUAAUAAUUUCUACACCCAAUCAACCAAGUGUUCCUUAUAUCUUAGUCCCAUGGCAUCGCAGAAGAGUGACGAAAACUGCAUGGAUAGUUCCACCGAAAUUAAUAUUCCUGCAGUACCAGCUGAAAACAACGAUCAAAGUCGAAACGAUCCAGAAUACUCAGACUUAGAUGAUCUUCUGACGGAUAGUACUAGUUAUUACAAUAACGCUAAAAAAUACUGGUCGAAUGUGUCUCCCACGGUAGAUGGGAUGCUAGGCGGAUUCGGCAGUAUAUCGUUCAUCGAUAUUCGUGGCUCGGAACAGUUUCUAAAGCAGCUCUACAAACAAAAACCCGCUCCCGGACGCAAAUGGGCCUUGGACUGUGGUGCCGGCAUCGGUAGAAUCAGCAAAAACCUACUUCUGCCAUGGUUUGACCAAGUGGAUCUGGUCGAGCAGGAUGAGCACUUCUGCGAAACUGCUCGUAAGGAAUUAGCAGACUUUACCUCAAAAUUGGGAACUGUAUUCAACUCAGGAUUGCAAGACUUCAUCCCGGAGGAAGGACGAUACGAUAUAAUCUGGGCACAGUGGGUACUGGGCCACCUGACGGAUGAAGACGCGGUCCAAUUUUUUGUUCGUUGUGCGAAAGGACUCGCCCGCGGAGGAAUGAUAGUGAUAAAGGAAAAUUUUACGACGAGCAAUGUAGUAGACGUGGACCGAACCGAUUCAUCAGUUACAAGACCAUUGUUACAGAUGAAACAACUGCUAAAGCAAGGUAAUAUGCGCGUCGUCAAGGAGCAACGUCAAACAAGCUUUCCCAAAGAACUCUAUCCCGUGUACAUGUUGGCGCUAAGGCCUAUAAUAAAGAACUAAAAUUGCCCGUGAA
Anopheles coluzzii is the source of this 1009-nucleotide messenger RNA. RefSeq names its product N-terminal Xaa-Pro-Lys N-methyltransferase 1. NCBI's taxonomy places the organism in Eukaryota, Metazoa, Arthropoda, Insecta, Diptera, Culicidae. Gene Ontology annotation, biological process: N-terminal protein amino acid methylation. The record is from RefSeq and is a predicted model, not a curated record. Gene Ontology annotation, molecular function: N-terminal protein N-methyltransferase activity. Gene Ontology annotation, cellular component: cytoplasm. The transcript has a single exon. Bases 199 to 996 code for a protein of 265 amino acids.